This is a messenger RNA of Exophiala aquamarina CBS 119918, 1866 nucleotides long. Its product is annotated as gamma-glutamyltranspeptidase. The coding region runs from base 1 to 1866 and encodes 621 amino acids. Lineage: Eukaryota; Fungi; Ascomycota; Eurotiomycetes; Chaetothyriales; Herpotrichiellaceae. The record is from RefSeq and is a predicted model, not a curated record. The transcript is spliced from 4 exons.
AUGGGAUCAACGGAGAAGACCUUCAGGGCGCAAGCCAUCUUCCCAAUUGGAGACCCGCCGUUUGUUCAAUUUCCUAGUCGGAGAAGUGUUGUACACAGUACCAAAGGUAUGGUAGCAUGUACCCAACCGUUGGCUUCGGAAGCCGGGCAGAGGAUAUUGAAGAUGGGUGGAAAUGCUGCUGAUGCUGCUGUGGCCACUGCUGCCGCGUUGAAUGUUACCGAGCCAUCUUCGACAGGAAUAGGAGGCGACAUGUUUUGUCUGUGGUUCGAUGCAAAGACCAAAAAGGUCCAGGCCCUGAAUGGUUCCGGGCGAAGUGCAAAGAAUACAACGGUCGAACAAGUUAGGAAGGAACUGGAUAUUCCUUCCACCACCACUCGAGCCAAAAUCCCAACCAAGAGUGCUCUCGCAGUGACUGUCCCUGGCGCAGCAGCAGGUUGGGUCGAUACAGUGGAGAAAUUUGGCAGUGGAAAGCUGACACUAGAACAAAUUUUGAUGCCGGCGAUCGAGCUAGCAGAGGAAGGGUUCCCAGUCUCCGAGCUCUCUGCCAAAUUUUGGAAAGAGGGCGAAGAGGGUCUCAGAAAUGCGUCUCCCAAUUUUAGAGAGCUACUGAAGAAGGACAAGACCGCCGAACAUUUUGUUCGAGCUCCACGAGCGGGUGAAAUCAUGCGAAACCCUACCCUUGGUAAAACCUUCCGCACCCUAGCCACGGAAGGAAAGAAGGGAUUCUACACCGGUCGGAUUGCCAAAUCGAUUGUCGAGGUUCUCCAACAACUGGGUAGUCACUUGGAGUUGUCUGAUUUGGAAGACCACUUGAACCGGGGUGCAGACGAGACGACUCCUAUAUCUCUGAAAUUCCGUGGCCAGAACAUUAAAAACACAGCAGCUCAAAGAGUUAGCAAUGGGACAUCAGAGGGACAUUUUGUGGAGCUUUGGGAGCAUCCGCCCAAUGGUCAGGGCAUCGUGGCACUGAUGGCACUCGGCAUACUGGAGGAACUUGAGCGGACCAAGAAGAUUCAGACGUUCGCACUGGAAGACCACAACAGUGCUCCAUACCUGCAUGCAGUCAUCGAGGCACUGCAGAUUGCAUUUGCCGAUGCUACCUGGUGGGUAACGGAUCCUGAAUACAUGCCAGUGAAGUCAGCAGAGCUACUGUCACGCUCGUACUUGGCUGAACGGGCGAAGCUGUUUCAAAAGGACAAAGCUGGGAAUCACCUCAAUGGAGAACCUAGUCCGGCUCAAAACCACAGCGACACCGUCUACUUUGCGGUAGCCGACAAAGACGGAAAUGGGAUGAGUUUCAUCAACUCGGUCUACGACGGAUUCGGAUCGAACAUCAUCCCACAAGGCUGUGGCUUCACACUACAAAAUCGAGGUUCGAACUUCGAACUGGGCCCGGAAAACCAUCCCAACAUUUAUAAAGGAGGAAAGAGGCCUUACCACACUAUCAUUCCAGGCAUGCUCACGAACGGGGAAGGGGCAGAGCGACAGCUUCACUCGGUCUUUGGGGUCAUGGGAGGCUUUAUGCAACCACAAGGUCAUGUGCAAGUCCUCUUGAACAUGGAAGUAUUUGGCAUGAACCCGCAACAGGCACUUGACGCACCUAGGAUCUGCCUGGGCGCCGGCCUGCCGUCGGCAGCGGGAGAAGACAUGAGUAUGGGCACGAUUUACAUCGAGGAAGGCAUCGAUAAGCAGGUGGUCAAGGCUCUGAAGCAACUGGGGCACGAUGUCGAGGUGGUCGGUGGUUGGGGCCGAGGUCGGUUUGGAAGAGGGCAGAUUAUUAGGAGACACGUCGAUGAGGAAACGAAGAUUCCUGUCUACAGUGGUGGCAGUGAUUUGAGAGGCGAUGGAUGUGCUUUACCUGCAUAG